AUGCAGCGCUUUUCUCAACCUCUGAGGACUGUUGUGAAGACGUCAAAAAGAAACUCUUCAGGUGGCUUUUAUGGAAGCAACAAUGUUGAAGGAUUCAAAGAAUCUCUGACUACCACUUUGAGACAUGCCGAAAGUGAGUUUCCUUCCGAGACUAAGAAACGUAUAGCCAUUCUUACUAUCCGGGUAAAUCCAUCAGUUUUGUCUGAUUAAAGUGGAAAAUUCAAUUAUUAGAGGGGUGAAAGCGGGCCUUUUCAGUAAUAUAGAGAAUGGGAGUAGGAUCGCGAGUUAUCUCUUUUUUUUUUGUUCUUUGUCAUUUUGGAAACUAAAAUGCGCUUCUUCUAGAAACUGGAUAUCUUCUUACUGCUUUCAAGGAUUAUUUUGAAGAGGCUUUUUUUCUCAAAGUACCUGUUAUUUUUUUUUCUCACGAGAGACAAAUUGCCUUGCCUUUUAGCCACGAAGGAAACUUGGAGAAAGAUUUUCUAUUUGGCAUCGAUUCCCUGCAUGGCUCUGACGAUGUAUGCGGCUUAUAGUGACCACAAGAAACACAUGUUAGUUCAUUUUUUUUUGCUUGUUUCUAUCUUUUUUUCUUCAUUCUAUGAGGAAUCAAUUUUUUUAUUACUCUCAUUAAUGUCGUGUUCAAAGUAGUUUCGGCGAUUUUUAAAAACCAAUAACGCGUCGAUUUUGAAAUCGCCGAAAUUAAUUGGAACACGGCAUAAAAGCAGUUAAAAAAAAAAUUUCAGCGUCGUUAUCUAGCAUGACUUGAAAAUUUCUGUAACAUUUUAAAUUUCAUUGAUGGAAUAAAAAAGUUAGUUCAUAUCCAAAUUCUCAGUUUGGAACCGAAUAAGACGAUUUCCCAAGUCUAGUCACUUUUCUGCUGAGUUUUUCAACUAUAUGUAGUUUGUAGUAGAUUUGAUUAACAUAACGAGCGAAAUAAACUUCGUCACUCAGGUUUAAGGUAUCUGUAAUUUUUUUUUUCUGAAAUGGGCAAAGUGAGAUUUUUCAAAAAAAAAAAAUUUUUUUUGUAUGGAAAUUUUUUUACUGUCAUAUAAUUGUAAGAGAGAAGUUCUCCUAUCUUCUUUUAAACUUUGAAAAAUUUAUUACAUUUGCCACUUAACCUUUUUUUCCUAGGUCUCAUGCUCGUCCAGAAUACGUCGAUUAUCCUUUCCUCAACGUACGCAACAAGGUUUGUUCAUUAUUCGAUUUUAGUUUUUGCUUUCUCUAUACUUUUUUUUAGGAAAAAAAAAACAGUUCUUAAUGUCGUUAAUCGCUCACAGUUUAACUAUACCAAAAAGCAAAGAAUCAAGAUAUUCAAAAAGCAAUUAAAAGAAGCGAUGCUAUAAAUUCCUGCAUGAUGAAAAGGAAGUUAAAUUUUCAUUUAAGAAACUUAAUAACGUUUUAACAAUUAAAAAAAGAAGUUAUUAAAUCGAAUUUUUUAUUUUUGAAUAAUAAUAAUAUUUUUCCUAUUGUAAAUGUAUCUCUAGUAAUAUAAAUCUCAGCCUUUCCCUUGGGGAGACGGCAACCACUCGCUGUUCCACAACAAGGCCGAGCAGUACGUUCCCGGAGUUGGUUUUGAGGCCGAACGCGACACUCAUCAUUAA
Molecule: messenger RNA, 1598 nt
Organism: Caenorhabditis auriculariae
Lineage: Eukaryota; Metazoa; Nematoda; Chromadorea; Rhabditida; Rhabditidae
Source: the annotation of a GenBank genome assembly